This is a messenger RNA of Gekko japonicus, 1969 nucleotides long. RefSeq names its product E74-like factor 3 (ets domain transcription factor, epithelial-specific) (gene ELF3). The coding region runs from base 10 to 1110 and encodes 366 amino acids. Gene Ontology annotation, biological process: regulation of transcription by RNA polymerase II; cell differentiation. The transcript has 8 exons. The record is from RefSeq and is a predicted model, not a curated record. NCBI's taxonomy places the organism in Eukaryota, Metazoa, Chordata, Lepidosauria, Squamata, Gekkonidae. Gene Ontology annotation, cellular component: nucleus. Gene Ontology annotation, molecular function: DNA-binding transcription factor activity, RNA polymerase II-specific; sequence-specific DNA binding.
GAAAAUCCCAUGGCAGGAUCCUGUGAGAUUAGCAGCCUUUUUUCAAACUACAUCUCUGCCAUGUACCAGCCAGAGGAAGUGCCUCCAGAUCCAGACGUCCUGACCCACCUUGGGGAUGAUGACAACCUUCCUCUCCCACUGUCCAACUUGCACAUGCCAACAGAAACAACUGGCAAACCCACGUGGUAUGGCGAGAUGCCCCACUGCUGGAGCAAGUCUCAAGUCCUGGAGUGGAUCAGCUACCAUGUGGAGAAGAACAAGUACGACGCCAGUGCCAUUGACUUCUCCUGCUGCAACAUGGAUGGUUACACCCUUUGCCAAUACACGCGGGACCAGCUGGGACUAAUCUUUGGGCCCCUGGGCGAUGAGCUGUAUGAUCGUCUGCACGAAAUCACUUCAGUACCAGAUGAACUGGCCUGGAUUAUGUCCGUGCUGAGGAAUGAAGAGGUUUCCCAAGAGUCCCUUUUGGACUCCAACCCUUUAGACCUUGGGAACUCUUGCUCUCAGGAGUACCUGGAGGAGAUGAAGUUAGCAAACCUUUUCUCACAGCCUGACCUUGGCUACUUCUCUGGAGCCAUGUCACCAGACAGCUCUGGGUCUGUCACAGGGACUAUGUCACAGAGCCCUCACUCUCAGGACUCCGGUGGAAGUGACCUUGAUCUUGACCCCAUAGAUAUGAAGCACUGUCCCUUUUCUGAUGGUGACUAUAAGAAAGACCUCAAAAAGCGGAAAAGGGGACGACCCAGGAAAGCCAGCAAGGAGAACAGAGACUGUCUGGAGACCAAAAAGAGCAAACACUCAGCCCCAAGAGGCAUCCACCUGUGGGAAUUCAUCCGGGACAUCCUAAUUCACCCAGAGAUGAAUGAGGGGUUGCUGAAAUGGGAAGACCGGCGAGAAGGCAUCUUCAAGUUUCUGCGUUCUGAGGCAGUGGCUCAGCUCUGGGGACAGAAGAAGAAGAACAGCAGCAUGACCUACGAGAAGCUGAGCCGGGCCAUGAGGUAUUACUACAAGCGGGAGAUCCUAGAGCGAGUGGAUGGCCGGCGGCUUGUGUACAAGUUUGGGAAGAACUCCAGCGGGUGGAAGGAGGAAGAGGUGCAAGAGAGAAGCUAAAGGGAGCUGCAAGAGCCACACACGGACGGACUUGGCUUUGGCUCACUUGUGCUCAGAGGACUCGUUCUAAGCACAAUGCACUGAUGUGGGCCCUGAGCCCUGAAGCUGCUUUCUCAAGCAGUGUGUGUUAGACUCCAGCCCUUUCAUGGGGCAAAGUGUACAUGCUGGCUCCCAGCCGGAGCGCAGGUAAUUACAGCUGAUAUUUUGGCUCAAGUAGGUUAUUGUGAACCAUUAUUAUUUUGUUGCGAUUGGAUUCUGGCUGCUGUUGAUUCUGAAUGGCUUUACAGUGCCUUUGGCUGUCCAAGGCACUGUGCGGAACUCACCCAGGCAGAAGGAACAGGCCGUUCUCAGCCAUUGUUUUGUCCCGAAGGACAGAAUAUCAAACGGUCUGCUGACUCGGAGUGAAUGCUGCAGUCGACUAUGCGUGGGGAACUGGGAUUUGCCACUGGAGUCUGAGGAUGUGGACGUCCACUUUGGCGUGGUGACUGGACUGUGCCAGCUGCAGUGGGAGAAGUUAUUUGGCCAGACUUUACAUCUCAAGCCAAGAUCAUUGUGAAUCUGAAACGGCUUCGGAGGGCAACGCUCACAAGUCCUUUCCUUGGUUCUUCCCCAAGGGAAAUCCCACUCUCCAGGAAGCAUGGCACUGUGCCCCACGAACAGCCUCCUCUUGCUCCUAAUUUAUGUGAUAUAUGUGUGUUUAUAUAAUGUACAUAGAUAUCUAUUUUUUUCAUAACAAAAGUUGUGUGAUUGUGUCAGGAAGCAGUGGGCAUUGUCUAUAGCGAUGAUUGUUGUUCCUAAUAUUCAGCUGGGCUGAAAAAAAAUCUUUAUUUUGGAAUCAAAGUGUUUGUGGGAUGUUGUA